UUUUUACAUACUUCCGCGCUGGGUGGAACUCUGCAUUGAGAUUAUUUGCCAUGACAGCUGAUCUGGCAGAAUCGCUAGCGGUAUUGUUCGCAUCUCAAACAGGGAACGCUGAAUGGAUAGCAAAACACAUUCAUGAGGAGGCUCUGGCACGAGGAUACAUUUCAACAUGCCAUUCACUCGACGACCACGCAAAAGCCAACCUCACGGGCGACAAUGCAAUCAUAAUAGUAGCUUCGACAACCGGUGACGGAGAUCCACCUGAUAAUGCGACAAAAUUCUGGAGGUGGUUGCGGAGAGCGAAGGCACCCGAGCUCGAGGGGUUGAAAGGCAAAAAGUAUGCGAUACUUGGACUCGGUGAUACCAAUUACAGUAAUUUCUGUAACACCGCGAAACGAUUGGAGAAAAAAAUGACGGACGUGGGCGCCGUACCAUUUACACCAAGAGGGUUUGCGGACGAUGCGACAGGGUUGGAGGCUGUCGUAGAUCCUUGGAUAGAAACGCUUUGGAAAGCCUUGCCGCAGGUUGCUUGUUAUGAUGAAGAGAAAGCAAAGGCUUUUGAGGAACGGGCGGAGAAAGAUGGGAAAUUUUCUCUCAAGCUUGGCGCCGAGAAAAAGUCUGUUGGGGAGGCUGUCGCUGAUGGGAAGAAAGAUAACGGGGAAUCCGCCAACACUAACGACAUCGUUCCAAAGUCGAGCGAUGGGAAAGCUUCUGCGCCUGUUUCAUCCGUGAACGAGGUCUCCAAGACUGCUAAUGGCGGCGACUCUGGAGAUAAAUCUUCAGUUGCAAAUGCUUUUCUAGCCCCGUUGAAUGCUGAGGAGCACGAGCGUCUCGACGCCACAUCGUGUACUCCCGUUCCUAUUGUCGUGUCCAAAGCAGCGCUUGAAUCUGCAACCCAACUCACGAACGUAGCGAAGAUCCCAACCGAGUAUCUGGAUGUAGAGCUAGAGGACCAGGGACGACCAAUUGAAAAAAGUGUCAUAUUGCCUUGUCUCAUACGUGACACCCAGAUUAUUGGGUCUCCUUUUGAUUACACCGCUGCCAAUCCCUUCAAGGCGAAGAUCGCUGGCGUUCGCUGUCUGACUGGCCCAAAGGCACUGAAGCGUGUCCUUGAGAUUGAGCUCAACAUUACUGGACUGGGUUGGGAGUACGCUCCUGGAGACGCAUUUGGCAUUGUAUGUCCAAAUCCAGAUGGGUUGGUUUUACCGCUUCUGAAAAGGCUCAGUUUGGAGCCUACACGAUUGCUGCGGGUAACAGCAAAAGGAGCGGCUGCCCUUCAAGGCCUGCCGUUUGAGACCAAGACGCCCGUAACGGUGUACGAGGCAUUUAAAUACUAUUUGGAUCUCCAUUCUCUUCCCAAGAAAUCCUUCCUGCGGGUGCUUGCGGAACAUACAUCUGACCCGACAGAGAAGAAGACUCUCUACUUCCUUGCCAGUGCUCAGGGUGCAGGUGCUUACCGAGACUUACGUCCACAGCAGUCCACCCUCUUGGAUAUCCUGCACACCUUUCCAAACUGUCAGCCACCUCUUGCGCGCCUGCUUGAAACGCUUCCCCACCUACAACCCCGAUACUAUUCCGUUGCGACGUCACGGCUAGUUAAGGAAGAUUCCGUCACAUUCGCUUUCAACACUGUUGAAUAUCGCACCCCCGCACCAUACAAUAAACCCAUCUCAGGUCUUUGCUCAACGUGGUUGGACGUACUGACCGGAAAGAAGUCUGCACAGAACGUGCGUGACCAGCUGAGCGACCAGGAAUUAUAUAUUCCCAUUUUCCCCAAACCAAUCUCUGAAAUCACCGCGCCGUUCCGGUUACCCGAAGACCCUUCCGCACCCGUCAUAAUGAUAGCCGCCGGAACAGGCAUCACUCCGUUUAUGUCUUUCCUUGCACAUCGCCACCACCUGCGUUCAUCUGGGACAUCGUCAUUUGGCGCAAUGUGGCUAUUUCAUGGUCGCCGGUUUGCAUCUGCUGACGGCGAUGCCCUUUACGAGUCCGAUCUUGAUACCUAUGUCAAAGGAGGAUCCCUAUCGCGACUGUUGGUAUGCACUUCACGGGAGGACGUCACGCCCGACCAAAUACGGUACAAAUACGUUCAAGAUGGGAUACGUGCGUUGGGCACGGAAGUGUGGGAUCUUGUACAUGAGUGUGGAGCCUACGUCUACGUUUGCGGAAGUGUCGCGAUGGCCAAGGAGGUCAACCAGGCGCUAGCUGAUAUAAUUGUUCAGAAUGGAGGGGCAAAGGAUGGAGUCGAAGCAUUGACUUUGUUGGCUGACUUGGGCAAGAAAGGGAGAUAUUUGAAGGAUAUUUGGACUUGAUGAGUAGUAGUCGGCAG
Molecule: messenger RNA, 2326 nt
Organism: Spizellomyces punctatus DAOM BR117
Lineage: Eukaryota; Fungi; Chytridiomycota; Chytridiomycetes; Spizellomycetales; Spizellomycetaceae
Exons: 1
Coding region: 51-2309 (752 amino acids)
Biological process (GO): homocysteine metabolic process
Cellular component (GO): cytosol
Molecular function (GO): FMN binding; flavin adenine dinucleotide binding; [methionine synthase] reductase (NADPH) activity
Source: RefSeq, a predicted model, not a curated record